This is a messenger RNA of Carassius auratus (goldfish), 856 nucleotides long. RefSeq lists its product as uncharacterized. Bases 86 to 856 code for a protein of 256 amino acids. Lineage: Eukaryota; Metazoa; Chordata; Actinopteri; Cypriniformes; Cyprinidae. The transcript has 3 exons. The record is from RefSeq and is a predicted model, not a curated record.
GAGAGCACACGGGGAGCACCAACCAGCGGAAAGCAGAUCAGGACACUUCACCAGCACCACGGAAGGCGGCACGCGCGGCCCCGCGAUGGAGGACGUCUUACAACGCCUCGCUGAGGUUAGCAUCCGCCAGCAGCAAAUAGCGGAACACCUCGCCACUCGCCUGGGCAGGACGGAGGAUGAACUCGCCGCCGUCCGGGCGGCCGCGGCCCAGCGCGUUCCGCUACCUGAGCCUCGGGCACAAGCCACCCGUCUGUUGCCCAAGAUGACGGCCGAUGACGAUGUGGAAGCCUUCCUUCAGGUCUUCGAAAACACUGCCCACCGAGAGGGAUGGCUAGAGGACGAGUGGGCGCGUGCGCUGGCACCCCUACUCACCGGUGAAGCACAGAGGGCUUACUUCUCGCUCCCCCUGACGAGUGCCGACAGUUAUGUCGAAGUGAAGCGAGAGAUCCUGGCGAGGCUGGGCCUCUCCCCUGUAAGUGCCGCCCAGCAGUUCCACGAGUGGGAAUACAAGCCCCGGGUGCCAGCCCGUGCCCAGGCAGCCGAACUCAGCCGCCUCGCCCAGCACUGGCUGUUGGCAGGAAACCCCACACCAACACAGGUAGCGGAACGAGUGGUGGUCAAUCGCCUCCUACGCGCACUACCACGCGCCCACCGACAGGCCGUCGGCAUGAGGGACCCACGUGACGUCCGGGAACUAGUGGAGGCGAUCGAGCUGGCGGAUGCCGUUCAUCCCAGCGGGGCAGGGGACCGGCUGUGUUACUUUGAAGAUGGAAAGGGAUUCAGCUACACAGCUGAAGCUGAAUAUUCUACCUUGAUGGUGGAAAGUUCAGGAUCAGUGAUCUGCUGUCUGUGUUAG